Tarenaya hassleriana is the source of this 2239-nucleotide messenger RNA. RefSeq names its product protein trichome birefringence-like. The transcript is spliced from 5 exons. The record is from RefSeq and is a predicted model, not a curated record. Gene Ontology annotation, molecular function: O-acetyltransferase activity. Lineage: Eukaryota; Viridiplantae; Streptophyta; Magnoliopsida; Brassicales; Cleomaceae. Bases 144 to 2024 code for a protein of 626 amino acids. Gene Ontology annotation, cellular component: Golgi apparatus.
CUGUUUUCUCUCUCUAGAAAUAUUCCUUCGCUCUCUAAAACACUCACACACACCAAGUUCGCAGUUACAUCUACUUCUAGAGAGAGAGAGAGAAUCCUCCGCGCCACACAAAAACUCCCUCACAGAAAUCUCCGUCGUCGUGAAUGGCGUCGGAUUCCGUCAAGUACAUGCCCGUCCACGGCGGCGGAGGAGCAACCACCGCCUCCUCCGCCGACAUAAAGAGCCUCCUCGCUGCCGUCAAACCCAGAAAGGCCUCAGCUUUCGCCUACGUCUCCGUCCUCGCCUUUGUCGCCUUCACCGUUUUCUUAGCUUUCAGCCCGUCUCGGAACACUUCUUCUCCAUGGUUCGCUAACAUCUUCUCCUCCGGCGACCCACACGGCGGAGAUGGCGGUGGUUCUUCCGCCGCCGGCAGAUACAGAUCUCAAUUCUCCUCGAUUUUCUCUUACGCGUUCCCUAAUGCUACUUGGUCGCAGCCAAGUAAUCGAUCCAGUGGUGCGAUUUCUUCAAGACCCGGAUCGAAUUUCUCAGACCCUAUUGCUAAAAACGGCAAUUUCUCGUCUACCACCUCUAGUUUCGCCGGCUCUGUUCCUAAGAACGAGACAUUGCAAUCACCCGACACAGACAACCUUGGCCCAGUUGCUAAAAAUUCAACCUUUGGAUCCCUGGCCACAAACCAGACAAACCCAGUUGCUAAAAACAGCACCGAUAAAUCGCUGAACGGAUCGAGUAAUCAUUCAUGGAGUGAUCAAACAAGGGAAACACCGUCCAAUCCGAAGAACGGGACGGUUAUUGCUCCGAAUUCGGGCAAAGAACAAGCUUCCAAGACAAACCAGACAGCAGUUCCGCCGCCGAAAUCAGCCGUGACGGCUGCUCCGCCGGAGAAACAGAGCAAUAAGAGCAGUGAUUCGGGCUCGUUGGUGAAAGAAGAGAUCGUUAGAUGGAAGGAUUCUCUGAAGAAUUGCGAUUUCUUUGAUGGAGAGUGGGUAAAAGACGAGUCUUAUCCACUCUACAAACCCGGUUCAUGUAAUUUGAUCGACGAACAGUUCAAUUGCAUCCUCAACGGAAGACCCGACAAGGAUUUUCAGAAACUGAGGUGGAAGCCUAAGAAAUGUGAUUUGCCAAGGUUAAAUGGAUCUCAUUUGCUAGAGAUGAUCAGAGGGAGAAGGCUCGUGUUCGUCGGCGAUUCGUUGAAUCGGAACAUGUGGGAAUCUCUGGUUUGCAUCCUUAGAGGAUCAGUGAAAGAUCAGAGCAAUGUCUUUGAGGCCAAUGGAAGGCAUCAUUUCCGGGGAGAAGCCGACUACUCAUUCGUGUUCAGAGACUACAACUGCACGGUCGAGUUCUAUGUUUCGCCAUUCUUGGUCCAAGAAUGGGAGGUCGUGGACAAGAACGGGACGAAGAAGGAGACUCUACGGCUGGAUUUGGUCGGGAGAUCUUCCGACCAAUACAAAGGAGCGGAUAUCAUCGUCUUUAACACCGGACACUGGUGGACUCACGAGAAAACGUCAAAAGGGGAGGACUAUUAUCAAGAGGGCAGUCAUGUUUACGACGAACUCAACGUCUUGGAAGCUUUCCGGAAAGCCUUAACGACAUGGUCCCGAUGGGUCGAUAAGAACGUGAAUCCGAACAAGUCGCUCGUCUUCUUCCGCGGUUACUCUGCAUCACAUUUCAGCGGCGGACAAUGGAAUUCGGGAGGGGCGUGCGAUAGCGAGACGGAACCGAUCAAGAACCAGACGUACUUAACGCCAUACCCGCCGAAAAUGCAGGUCCUCGAGAGAGUUCUGAAGGGUAUGAAAACGUCGGUAACGUAUCUGAACAUCACGAGAAUGUCGGAUUAUAGGAAGGACGGUCACCCGUCGAUCUACCGGAAGCAAAAACUGUCGGAAGAAGAGCGGAGAUCGCCGUUGAGGUACCAAGACUGCAGCCACUGGUGCCUCCCGGGAGUCCCCGACUCGUGGAACGAGAUCCUCUACGCCGAAUUGCUCGUAAAACUCGACAAACUCGAAAAUACACGAAGAAAACCUUGAAGGGUAUGAAUUUUUUGGGGCUUGUAUCAAUCCACAUUUUUGUUCUUGAUUGGAUACGGAGCUAUCACAGCAAUUCUCCAAAAACACAGAUCGUGGUCAAUCGCAAACGCAAAAUUAUCGCGUUUGCGGACGUGGAACGGCUGUGAUCAUAUUAUUAUUAUUAUAUUAUAUUAUAUAGAGGAAAAAGAAAGAAAUAGAGAUUUACAGAUUCCCGA